AUGGAGGGAGCUUCCUGGGACUUUGCAUCAAAGAUGGAGGAGAUCAUGUCACUCGUGAAACAAAUGCAGAAUGCAGGAAAUCUGGAUCCAAGAAUUGAGAAUCUAGUAACAAGGAUUAAUGAAUUGCAGCAAGCCAAGAACAUAAUGAAAGAGGAGCUCUGUGAGGCAAAUGAACAUAAUGCAGCACUUCAGAAGGAGCUGGAAAAAUUGAAUGAAGAAGAGUUGAAGCUUGAGGAAAUAUUGAACGAGAAGAAAGCAAUCAGACAGAAUAUGGAAAGGCAUUCUGAAGAGAGAGAAGCGGAGAUGAAGAGACAACAGGAAAUGAACCUGGAAAGUAAGGAGAGAAUUGACUAUCUAGAGGCCAAGAUUCAGGAGGAGAAACUGAAGCAAAGGAAGCAGAGAAUGCAAUUUGAGCAGCGACUUGAAGAGUUAAUGGAGAAGCACAAGAGCCUCUGGGAGUGUCAUGUAAGAAAGAAGCCAGUGACUGAAGAAGACAAAGAGCUUUUGCUUGCGGAAGAAAAACGGAUCCAAGAGAAACUAGCUUAUCUUCAGGAUGAAUUAGAUUUGCUGAGGUGCUUUCCCUUCAGUGAAGAGAGAAGGUUUCUCAAGAGUCCUGAGGCAUCGUGUGCCAUGGAGCUGUUUCAAGAGGAAAAUAAGAAAGCAAAAGAGUAUUUGGAAGCAAACUCCAAGAAGAAUUCUGACUUGCAGGAGAGAUGCAGGAGACUAAAAGCAGAGCUGGAAAACUUAGGGGUGCUGGUUGGAGGAAGGAAGACUAACCGGUUGGAGGAAGGAAGACUAACCGGUCCCCAAGGAAGACUAACCGGUUUCUGGGCAUCAUAGAGUAGGUUAAUGGGAUCCGGAGGCAGACUGAACGUUUACUGAAUGUUGGCCCAAGUAUCGGACAUCUAUAAUAUUGGCUGUUAAGAGAAAACAUUGUUUUUGAUAUUCAGAUAAAUCUUCGUCUGUGGGGAAUACUGGGCUUCUUGCUCCAUUUUCAGCUUUGACCAUUGUUAUUAAGAGGAACUUAUUAUCUCUGUUAAUAAAGAAGUUCUACUGACUCUCUCAA
Messenger RNA from Sphaerodactylus townsendi, 1066 nucleotides. RefSeq names its product synaptonemal complex central element protein 1-like. The coding region runs from base 1 to 840 and encodes 279 amino acids. The transcript is spliced from 13 exons. NCBI's taxonomy places the organism in Eukaryota, Metazoa, Chordata, Lepidosauria, Squamata, Sphaerodactylidae. The record is from RefSeq and is a predicted model, not a curated record. Gene Ontology annotation, biological process: synaptonemal complex assembly. Gene Ontology annotation, cellular component: synaptonemal complex.